This is a messenger RNA of Mercenaria mercenaria, 2536 nucleotides long. RefSeq names its product matrix metalloproteinase-24-like. Gene Ontology annotation, biological process: extracellular matrix organization; proteolysis; collagen catabolic process. Gene Ontology annotation, cellular component: extracellular matrix. The record is from RefSeq and is a predicted model, not a curated record. The coding region runs from base 760 to 2502 and encodes 580 amino acids. NCBI's taxonomy places the organism in Eukaryota, Metazoa, Mollusca, Bivalvia, Venerida, Veneridae. The transcript has 13 exons. Gene Ontology annotation, molecular function: metalloendopeptidase activity; zinc ion binding.
UUUUUCUAGGCGAUUUUUGAUCGAUAUGUCAUUUAGAUGCGUUCAAUUUACAGCUUUCAGAAAUUGCUCUGUCAAUAAUCGUGAAGACACUUAUGGAUUUUCUGGAUUAUUGCAAUGUGGACAUUUAAGCUUUAUAAAGGUUUAAAAGAUGUGGAGAGAGGUACUUGUCGACUGGAGGAGGGAUAUACGACAUAUGAUGAACAAUAAAGUGCUUCUGUGAGAAGGCUGUCGAUCGAUUUGUGAAGAGAGGCUCUUAAGAAAACCAGAGUAGAGAGUUUUAUUUGGUUUAAGCAUUGGUAUAGUUUGCGUCAACGGUGUGCGAAUAUGGAAUAAAUAUUUACGGAGCGCUUUUAAAUAACAACGGUUGUUGGUGAAUAAUGAACUUUGUUAUUACGGUUUCAUAGGUAUUAUCUGUUUGCAGUGCAAAUAACAUAAUAUUGGUUUUCUUUGUUAAUGUUGUAGCAUGUUACGCUGGAAAAUGUAACAAUACUAUCAUUCAUUAGCAAAUAUACCAGGAAUAUAUCUGAGUCAAAUAUGUUUCAUAAAACAAUACAUCGAUUGAAAAAAGUAUUUUACUGUUUGGUCUAAAGGUCAAAGACAGAAUGUGAUCUUAAAAGUUUUACGCCAGUGGUGAACAUGGUAAAUGACAUGAUUAUAUAAGUGUAUAUAUUUACUUUAAUAUAGCUGUAAAACAUGGAUAUAUACAACAAAACUUAAACUGCAAAUGUAAUAGGCGCGAAAGUGGUGCUAUAAGCAAUAAUGGAUGUUUCGGUUUUGCUCAACUGGGUCAAAGUGUGCUGCCUAGGACUGAUGCUGUGUUUACGGGAUUCUUUAAGUAUGGAAAACAUGGAAUACCUGAGGAAGUAUGGUUAUCUUGCGCCAUCUGACGGACGGUCUGGAAAUCUUAUAUCUGAGGAGUACUUGAAACAAGCCGUUUCUCAGUUCCAAAGGAUAGCAGGUCUUCCCGUAACAGGUAUUAUGAACAAUGAAACCAGAAAAAUCAUGGCACUUCCCAGAUGUGGUGUCAGCGACACAGUUGGAACCGGUAACAGAGCCAGGAGAAAACGAUAUGCUUUACAUGGCAGUAGUUGGCAAAAACGAGACAGAAUAUAUUAUAGGAUAAGCGAAUACUCAAGAAAGAUUUCCAAAGACGACGUACAAAGAGAACUUCAACGAGCAUUUGAUUUAUGGUCCGAAGUAAUUCCUUUAAGUUUUGUCAGACGAGAGUAUGGCAGAGCAGAUAUAGAAAUACGUUUCGUGACCGGAAACCAUGGCGAUAACACACCAUUUGACGGAAGUGGCCAAACACUUGCGCAUGCGUAUUUUCCACAAUAUGGAGGCGAUGCUCAUUUUGAUGAAGACGAGAAAUGGACAGUAAAUAUAGCUGAUGGCGUCAACUUGUAUCAAGUUGCAGCACAUGAGUUUGGGCAUUCUCUUGGACUGGCUCAUUCGGAUGUUCGGUCAGCUUUGAUGGCACCAUUCUAUAGAGGUUACGAUCAAGACUUCAAACUAGACAGGGAUGACAUUUUGGCUGUACAAGAAUUAUACGGGACCAAAACCAAGCCGGAUUAUACUUCCAGACGCUAUAACUAUUGGACCACUCAUAAACCAUCAACACUCAAGCCACACAAACCAUUUGUACAUAUACCAAGCAUUUGUAGAAACGCUACCAUUGAUGCCAUAACUAGAACAGACAAUGGUAUCACCUAUAUGUUUCAAGGUGAAUAUUACUACCGUCUGGACGAACAGGGUAUAGAUACAGGAUAUCCUAGAGCGAUUCAAUGGGACUGGGGAAGCAUUGAGGGGCCUAUUGAUGCAGCACUUACCUGGCCUAAUGGAUGGACAUUCAUUUUUAAGGGAAGUCAUUACUGGAAGUUUCAUAAUCUGCAGCUUAUUUACGGGCCUAAAAAUAUAUCUGAAGGUUUUGAUGGUAUUCCCGGUGACAUUGAUACAGCAUUCGUCUGGAGCGGCAACGGCAAGACUUAUUUUGUUAAAGGAAAUAAAUAUUGGCGUUACCAUGGCAACAGAAUUGAUUAUGGUUACCCUAGGGAGUUGAAAAUUUGGAGAGGUCUGCCGGAGCGGAUAAAUGCUGCAUUUCAGUGGAAGAAUGGAAAAACUUAUUUCUUCUCUGAGGAUCAGUACUAUCGCUAUAACGACCUGAUAUUUAAUAUUGAUACAGGCGGUUAUCCAAGGGACACUGCACCAUGGUGGCUUGGCUGUCCUGAUAAAAGUCAAAUUAUUGCCCUUGACAGGCAAAACGCUAUGCAAGAUAAAUAUGGAGUAAAAUAUGAUACAUUCUCUUCUGAUAGACAUUCACGACACAAUGACGAACAAUGGAUUACAGUGGACGAACCUAGUGGUUUUCACGUAAAUAAUGACAAUAGUGUACAUAGUGGAGCUGUGAUACAUUCGCAUGUGCAGACGAGUCUUCAAGCAUUGUGUAUAUCAUUUUUCAUAACAAACUCUAUGUUUUUGUAUUACCCAGUUUUUACUUUACAUUAACAUUAAUUGACAAUAAAUAAUGAUUUAUAUGUGA